AAAAAACACAAUCUAGACUAUCAAUAGCCUCUCUCUCUCUCUCUCUCUCUCUCUAAAAAAUUCUACAUCUCUCUCUCUCUCACACAAAAACACCGAAAACACACACACAUAUCAAACAGAAGAAGAUCAAAUGAACAGCAGUAGCAACAACAGUGUGGAAAUGGGUGGUAGCGAAGAAGAUGAUCAAAUGAACAUGAUGGAAGACCUCAGAAGAGGCCCUUGGACUGUUGAAGAAGAUUUUACUCUCAUCAAUUACAUCGCCCAUCACGGAGAAGGUCGCUGGAACUCGCUCGCUCGAUGCGCUGGACUCAAAAGGACCGGAAAAAGUUGCCGGUUAAGGUGGCUGAAUUAUCUCCGACCAGAUGUUCGACGGGGAAAUAUUACUCUCGAAGAACAACUUAUGAUUCUUGAACUUCAUUCUCGUUGGGGCAAUAGAUGGUCAAAAAUAGCACAACACUUGCCGGGAAGAACUGACAACGAGAUCAAGAAUUAUUGGAGAACAAGAGUUCAAAAACAUGCAAAACAAUUAAAAUGUGACGUGAAUAGCAAGCAAUUUAAGGACACCAUGCGGUAUCUUUGGAUGCCACGCCUCGUGGAGCGGAUACAGGCGGCUGCCACCACGACCACCACCACCACCACCACAGGUUGUUCGUCCUCCUCCACCACCACCACCACUUCUACAGGAGCUACCACAAACUCCUACCCACUCAACCAAAGUAACAAUAUAGAUAAUAUUGUUACAAGCCAAUUGGUAAUGCCCCAAGGCCAUAACAACUGUGGCAACAUGUCAUCAAAUUUCCGAAAUACCCAAAUCACCCCUAGCUACACACCCGAAAACUCAAGCAACACCGCAGUCUCACCUGGCUCCGACAUGACCGAUUGCUACUUUCCAGCGAACCAUAGCCUAAACCAAAAUUUUAUUCAACAAAACAAUCCGAUUGGUAACGAGUUUACCGACACCUUGAUUAGCCCGUCGGGUUACUUUAAUCCAUGGAUGGAUUACCAAUCUAUGAUAGAGCAAAACAACCAGUGGUCCGAGGGUGGCAACCGUGGUGAUGAUCUCUCCGAGAAUAUGUGGAACGCGGAAGAAAUUUGGUUUCUCAAACAGCAAUUCAACAUGUGAUCAAAUGAUAACAAGAGAAAGAUUAAUUUUAUGAUGUACACAUUAUUGGGUUAGAAAUCUUACAAAAACUUGUGAGAUA
Molecule: messenger RNA, 1202 nt
Organism: Helianthus annuus (common sunflower)
Lineage: Eukaryota; Viridiplantae; Streptophyta; Magnoliopsida; Asterales; Asteraceae
Product: transcription factor MYB108
Exons: 3
Coding region: 131-1123 (330 amino acids)
Biological process (GO): regulation of DNA-templated transcription
Cellular component (GO): nucleus
Molecular function (GO): DNA-binding transcription factor activity; sequence-specific DNA binding
Source: RefSeq, a predicted model, not a curated record